AUGGGUAAAAUCUUGAUAUUUUAUUUUUUAGUUAUUGGUUUGGACGUUGUAACUCCAGAAUCUUUAUACGGCUUCGAAUCUGAGUCACUUCCUCCUAUUCCAUCGAUAAAUCCAAACUUCACGUCGGAGAACGUCGUCCUUCCAGACACGUCUCUAUUCCUGGAGGAAAGCCGUAAUUUGCACCCAGAACCGUUUGUGUCUUUCCCGAAAUACAACAACUACCUCUUGGACAAAUCAAAAUUCGACCAGCACAGCAGGAUACUGAUAUCUUUAAAUCUCUUGGGAAUAAAGCCAGUGGAGUUCGGAGAGAUCAUAACGAAGCAUACUCUGCCAGAGGACGGUAGCGUCGUGAGCUAUGCUGAAUAUCGCCAAGAUGGUGCCUUAUUGCCUAAAGAGUACGACGAUUCUGUGGUACGAAGAUGGGGUGUCGAUAUAACCAUCGGAUCACCAUUAUUGUCGGUGGCUGUGUUAGUACCUGAAUACGUUCCGGUAGAACUACCGCCAGAGCCGAAGAUAACUUUCCAGGAUGUUGGCUAUGAUACCAGCGACUAUUGGACGAAGUCGAGUUUUAAGAAAAGCAGCUUGGAAAACGACCCUCAGUUCCUGAGGGUAAAGAGGGAAAACAGGAAAUUGGUGUACAAAAGUUUAGCUGGAGUACCUCUCAGUAGUCCAAUAAGGCUUCAGAUGUGGAUGGAUCCUAAUAAUACAGUGCUGAACGCAAGAUCAAACCCUCAGUGCGUUCACUGGUCGAGAGUUAGAGGAUUUGGAGAGUGGUCCAGAGUUGGGUGCCGAACUGAAAUCUCCGAUGAGUGGUUCGAAACGGUUGACGAUGGACCAAUUUUAGUAAAUUGCAGCUGUAAUCAUUUGAGUACGUUUGCAGUACUUGUAGAUGUUGUGGACUUAGAGUACAUUCCUGAACCGUCCCUCCUGGAAGACAUAUCCAGCUACAGUUGUUUCUCCAUUUCGCUGCCGCUUUUACUGGGAACAUACCUUAUUCUGGCCCUGAUCAGGGGAUUGCAGACUAAUUCGAACACCAUCAGGAAGAAUUUGGUGUUGUGCGUCUUUCUUGGCGAACUGCUGUAUUUCGUUGCUCUGAAGGCGAGAAAACCAAUGAUAGGAAAUGAGUUUUCCUGUAAACUGGUUGCGAUCGGUCUGCACUACCUCUGGCUGGCCUCUUUCUCGUGGAUGCUUGUAGACGCGAUUCAUCUAUACAGAAUGCUGACGGAAAUGCGCGACAUCAACCAUGGGCCCAUGCGGUUUUACUACAGCAUGGGCUACGUCGCUCCUGCUGUGGUCGUCAGUCUUGCUGUUGGCGUGCGAGCUCAUCAGUACGGAAAUUAUUAUUUCUGUUGGGUGUCUUUGUAUGAAAGCGUGGUCUGGAGUCUAGUGGGUCCAAUAUGUCUUUUGGUGCUGAUCAAUAUUUUUGUAUUAGCCUUUUCUGUGAGGGCUGCAUUUACUUUACAAGAUCAUGUCUUGGGUUUUGGCAAUCUCAGGACGCUGCUUUGGGUAUCUGUGAUAGCUCUACCAUUGUUAGGAGCAACGUGGGUGUUGGCUCUAUUAGAUGCAUCAGAGAGACAUCCUCUUCUAACACCAUUUUUAUCAGUAGCAGUACUGGUCCAUGCGGGAUUUUCCCUUGCAGGAUACUGCUUCGCCAACAACAGAGUAAGACAAAACCUAAUAAGAUCUAUUAUGAGAUGCAUGGGGAAGAAAGUACCACUGCUAGAUACCACUUCAGUCAUGGGAGUACCGAGUACCAGUAGCCAGAACAUCAAUGCUCAAUCGCGUUCUGCUUUAGCGUACCAUUCAGGAGACACGAGCAGAAGAAACAUCGGUAUAUCCACUUCUAGUACUACUUCACGUUCAACCACCAAAACUAGUUCCAGCCCUUACAGGAGUGACAGCCAUCUGCGUCAUACGUCAACGUCAACGUCAAACUACAACUCGACAAGUGACGUGCCGUCGUAUCUGCGCGGGUUUGAGCACGAGACCGGCCUGCACAGACAUAGGGAAGUGCCGGAAGAGCCGGAGGAACGACGAGAGAGAAGGACCGAUAGAGCAGAUAGGGGCGAGAGGGAUAGCGAUUCGGACACCGACGCAUCGGAGGGUAGGAGCUUGGAUUUAGCUUCGAGUCAUUCCAGCGAUGAUGAUGAGUCUAGCACUAGACGGCAUCGAACAAGAACAAAUACUGUACGACAAGGAUACCUUCCUAAUAUCACGGAGCAUGUAGUAUCAAGAUGUGGUACGCCACCAUCUUUGAACGUCGUGACCAAUUCUCAGCUGUUUCCAGCUGUGGCGCCUAGCUAUGGAUCCAGGUGGGCUAGCCAACUACCGGAAUCGUAUUUACCAAACCACAACGUUCCUGAAGUUGGUCGUUGGUCAGCUGAAACCGGCUCCGACAACGAGUUCUACCAGAAGAACGGUUCACCAAAUCCGCUCCCACAUCCCGAUGUCACACCCGAAACGAGCGUGCCGGCACUACAUUCCGAACAGUACAUGGUUCGAGCCCAUUACAACAACUACAACCCCAGUUCUUUGGUGUACAAAGGGGACUACAUGCCUAAGGUGAUGCCUCACGACAAUAUGAACUACCAGGAUUACGAUAGGGGUAGUGAUAUCGAUGAAAAGGGCCAUAUGAACGACAAGUAUCAUUUUCCAUAUACAGUAGAAUUUUGUCUAACUUUUGCUUGUGUCUUUGUUCACUGCUGCUUAGAUAAUGAUUUCAAAGGUUUGUGCUUCAGUAUUAUUAAUUGCAUGAUAAAUUCUUAG
This is a messenger RNA of Diabrotica balteata, 2766 nucleotides long. The record is from the annotation of a GenBank genome assembly. Lineage: Eukaryota; Metazoa; Arthropoda; Insecta; Coleoptera; Chrysomelidae.